This is a messenger RNA of Cephus cinctus (wheat stem sawfly), 8332 nucleotides long. It is a transcript of the gene Cad88C, whose product is annotated as cadherin-23. The record is from RefSeq and is a predicted model, not a curated record. The coding region runs from base 2058 to 7757 and encodes 1899 amino acids. Gene Ontology annotation, biological process: homophilic cell-cell adhesion. Gene Ontology annotation, molecular function: calcium ion binding. Gene Ontology annotation, cellular component: cell-cell junction; plasma membrane. Lineage: Eukaryota; Metazoa; Arthropoda; Insecta; Hymenoptera; Cephidae. The transcript has 25 exons.
AUGUAUUUAAAAGUAGAUAUACUUAGUUGAUAUACUUUCUCAUGAUAACUGUGUUAUGGGAAAAGUUUAUCGGUUGACUUUAUUUGGGUUUCCAUGAUACAUGAUACAACUUCUAUUUCACAAUGUUAUCGAUUCAUUAAUUGAAUUAUUGAUAGCUGCGGCUUCACCAUCGUAUUACGAUUCUGUAAAACAUGAGCGAAACCCACACGUGUACAGUCGUAUUAUAUGACAGUAUAUCGGUGUAAUGUUUUCGUAAUUGAGACGUUAUUCGAAUCAUCGUUGAUUAUUGAUAAUGGUUUUGUUCCGCUAGACUCCUAUUAUCGAUUCAGUGAAACGAAAGGCGGAACUCUGAACUGAGUCAGCCAUAAACUUCCGGUUAGUAUAGUUAGCCUUGAAAAAAUCGACUAUUGUUUUUCACCAGGAUGAAAUUAUCCAAGCUGACGUUAAACGAAUUCGCGAAUACGCGAGGUGCAAAUUUUGGACGAACCGAUUAUUUACGUGAAGCGAAUAACGUAUGGAAUUUUAAGUCUUGAAUAUUUUGCAUCCUCCAAAAAAAAAAGGGGGAUAAGUUAAACGAGCACGAGGUCACCGUGACUAAUUGCGAAACGUGGCACUGAACUUGACUACCGCUAUUGUUACUUUUUCGGUAUUACCCAAUAUGCAGUAUUCGCUUUGUAUAAUUGUUUUUUGUUCAGCCAUACAUGUCUGACUUUGUUCUAGAACCAAGAAUCGACACGCUUCAGAUCAUUAAUAAUUUUAUUUAAUAAUUAAGCUCAAAUGAUAAACGCGUGACUAUCUGUAAAAUUAUUAAUAAUUAAUAAUUUCGUUAAAAGAAAAAUUGAAAUUCAGUAAGAAAUACAUGAAACUACCUCAUGCCAAAUGAUAAAGGGAAAGAAGAACUGAUCAGCCUUUGUUGGAAGUAUGUUAGGUCUGGUAACUGUUGGACGUACGUAUAAUAUGAUAAUACGAUGAAGCAUGUAUAUACAUGGGGUGUAAUUGCACAGCUGUGACUCGCAGCGGAUGCUACUCAAAAUUCAAAUACAAAGCACCGGGCUAUAGUAAGGAUAUAAUUCAAUUCCAAAGCGGUCUCAUAUCCUACAGUGUAAGAGGCAGGAGCGUAGCCGAUACAGUUUGUUGGUAAGAAGAGCAUUGCUCUACGAUAGUGUACAAGUACUUAUUUAUAUACGCAUUAAGAGUGUCAAAAGUGACUGAUGGUUGAAGAAAUGGUUUCAUAAGCUUUGACAUAGAAAUUCACACGAGACAUGAUAAUUAGAGUUCUUAGGAUCAGAAGUAAAUAUAAAUUACUCAAUUUUCAAAGGCAAGUAAAUUUUGGCAUAUGGAUUUUUAAAUAAUACCUAUAUAUGACGACACCAUGGUACCACGAUGAUAUCGUGUCUAUAGGUACUAUUGUGAAAUUUAGGGGACUCAUUGUCAUUGAAAACCAUAACGAGAUGGCACUUGAAAAUUUACUAUAGAACAUGUAUCAAUGUACUUACCAUUUUACAGUAAAGAUUUCGCAAUGAGAGGGAGGUCGUUCCGUUCGUGAUAACUUUCAGAAUCUAGAUGUUUCUUGGGGGGCUGAAUUAAUGCUGUUUUAUAAUCUUGUACAAUUAUCUGGUUUCCGGGCAUCGGCCUUGCAGACCACUGACCACGGCCGGAUGCUCUCGUCCACAACGGUCGAAGGAACAACGCGUGAGCCACUGGUGAACGAGGCUUAAGGGAACAUCACCAAUGUAGUUCAACAACCUGAACACAUCUCUCAUUAUGGCAACGAAAACCUGGGAAGUUGUCGCGCGACUACUCUCCAGGCUAAUUGGGAUCAGCUGGGAAGAUUAUUAAGCCGCCUUGUUAAUCAUCGCUAUUCGUCGGCGGAGCGUCGCGGCGCUCGCUGGAGGAUUUAAUACUUUUCUUUUUUUUUGUGGAGACGCGAAAGUCUUCCUCGCAAAAUCGCGUACAUGUUUCAGCAGUUUUCAACUCGAAUACGAGUACCUUGUGUUGGACAGGACGAAUGUGUAGAACUGACGAAUUAUGCAAACGAUUAAACGUAUCUUGGAUACAUGAUGACGUCAGGAUAUAUUAUGCGGAACACUGCAAUGCAUUAUACUAAUUGGACUACAUCGAGGAUAUCUCUUAUCAUCUUCAUAGUCAUCUUUUCGAUAUCCUUAUGCUGUGCGAGAAAUAAUCCUCCACGGUUCCUGAUAGACGGACAGACGGAAAUUGUCCUCAGAUUGAAGGAAGGACCGGAAACGCCAGUAGGAAGUCUAAUUUACAGACUGCGCGGUGUAGAUCCUGAUGGUGAUGACCUGAUAUUUGGCGUACGAGAUCAACCAGGAAGUGACGUAAUAAGAGUGGAAAAUUUCAAUCGCAACGAAGCUAAUAUUUACCUGAAUAAACUUUUGGAUAGAGAAACGCAAGACGAAUACGCAUUGGUACUCACUCUCACCGAUGGCAAAUUAGGAGAUGGGAAUUUCAUCACUCAGAGUUUACUUUUACUCGUGGAAGAUAUAAAUGAUAAUGCACCUGUUUUUCGUCCUCAUCCAACAUCUGUUACACUGCGAGAAGAUUCUGGUCCAGGCAUAUUGGCCACCGUAGAAGCUACUGACGCUGACGAAGGUGCUCACGGACAGGUUGUCUAUUAUCUUCAAGAACUGGACGGAGAUAAUGAUGUAUUUUCUAUUUCUACAAUGAGCGGAAAAGGUAUCAUCCGGUUGGUCGGUCGAUUGGAUUACGAGAGAAAGUAUCUGUAUCAAUUAAGAAUUCUCGCUGUUGAUAGAGCAAUUAACGAAAAGGUUAAUACAGGUACUACAGCAAUAUUGGUAAAAGUGCAAGAUGUUGAGGACCAACCACCAGAAUUUAUAGUUGUUGCACCUGUUACUAGAAUCAGUGAGAACGUGAGGAUUGGUACUUCUGUGUUAAAAGUUAGAGCCAUUGAUGGUGACAAGGGUAUCAAUAAUAAGGUGACGUACAGUAUCACGCAAGGACCAAAUUAUCUUUUUGAUAUUGACGCCACAUCAGGGUUGGUUUUCACUAGAACUCAACUUGAUCGUGAAGCGGAAGAAAACAGUGAUGGAACGUUCGUACUAGAGAUUACUGCUAAGGAAGUAUCCAAAGUCAUCCCUGCUCCAUCGGCGUCCAUGGAAGUCACUAUAAUUCUUACGGAUGUUAACGACGAGACUCCUAGCUUUCGUAGUGGACGAUAUCGAGCAGAGAUCAAUGAAAAUGCACCGCCUAAUACACCCGUUAAUUUUCUGGGUGAUGCAAUUCCCGAAGUGUAUGAUCACGACCUGGGGACUAAUGGUACUUUUAGAAUGUUCAUUGAAGGAGAUGGUGGAAUAUUCGACGUAACGCCAUCACGUGGCAUUAACGAGGCACCAUUUUUAAUUCGAGUCAAAGAUUCAUCGAAACUUGAUUUCGAAAAACGAACAGUUGUGAAUUUUACACUGGUUGCAAAGGAAAUCGCAUCGACAGCGCCAAAAUACAGUGCAGUUCCAGUAACUGUGUUGAUCAAGGAUCAAAACGAUAAUUAUCCAGAAUUCACGGAAAGUACAUACGAAGUUUCCAUUGCUGAGAAUUGUGCAGUUGGUACAACGGUUGCAUGGGUUCAGGCGUUGGAUGAGGAUAGUGGAAAUUUUGGAACACGUGGCGUGAGAUAUACAAAUCUAGGGGGUAGCAUAGCGCACGCGUUGACGCUGAACCCAAUUUCCGGUGUGAUUACUGUGAAGCAAACCGGUCCAGGCUUCGACAGGGAACUGGUGUCCCGUCAUUAUCUCACGGUGGAGGCUCGCGAUGACCUGGGCAAGGGAAACCGCAACACAGCACAGUUGAUAGUAAACGUUGACGAUGUCAAUGAUAAUCCACCAGUAUUUCUGCAAAAUAAAUACGAAGCAGUGUUAUGGGAAAAUCAGGAUCACUUUGAAUCUCCUUUGGUAGUCGAAGCAUUUGACAUAGACUUAAACGGUACAAAGAACAGUGAAAUCGUAUACGCUCUAGUAUCUGGUGAAUUUUCCAAGAAUUUCACAAUCGAUCCAAAGCGAGGAACAGUUACACCGUUACGUCCGAUGGAUUAUGAGGCACUACCAAUUAGUCAAGGUCAUAAAGAAACAUCAGUUCGUCCCCUUAGAUUAAUAGUUAGAGCAAGGGAUAUGGGUAGUCCAAGUUUGAGUUCAGAUGCACCUUUGAUAAUUUAUUUAAAAGAUGUUAACGACAAUGCACCGGCAUUUGAAAGGACUCUAUACAAAAGAAGUAUACCAGAAGAUCUAUCAGGCGGAACAACAGUCUUACAAGUCAAGGCCUGGGACAAAGAUUUGUCAUCACCGAACAAUAAACUCGUAUACCGAAUUCAGGACGGAGCCGGAGACAAAUUUGUAAUCAGUCCUGAGACAGGUAUAAUUAGCGUGGCCCCUGGUUCCAACUUAGAUCCGGAUCUGACGUCACCGAAAACGACGCGUUAUAGCCUAAACGUCAUUGCUAUUGACAGCGGAACGGAAGUUCAACGUACUGCCGAGGUGCUUGUGAAUAUCACGAUCAUCGAUGUCAAUAACAAAUCUCCGGUUUUCAUCGAUCCUGGUACCGUCACCAUUCGAGAAAAUACGCAGGUAGGAGCUUACGUGCAUCGUAUUGUUGCAAACGAUCCGGAUAUAGCACCGAUCUUGCGAUACAGAAUUGAUCCGAAUUCGUCUGAAGCACGAAAUGAAGAGGGUACGAUUAUUAGAACUCAGGAAUAUGAGUAUUUGGCGGCUUUGGAACUGAAUGCGCUGGACGGUCUUUUGAGAGUGGUGCGAUUAUUGGAUAGGGAAAGAGUUGAAAUGAUUAGACUUGGUCUUGUCGUUGAGGAUUUAGCAUCUGUCAAAGGGUUACAAAUAGCAUCGGCAACUCUGACUAUAAUUAUUGAGGAUGAGAAUGAUAACAAUCCAAAAUUUCGAAGACCCUUCUACAGAAGAUCAGUUACUGAAAAUAGUAAAAAUGGCGUGAACAUAGCUAGUAUAGUUGCCGACGAUGCUGAUAAAAAUCGAACGAUCACUUAUUCCCUGGAAAGUCCAAAGGAAGUCACGGAUCUUGUUCAUUUGGAUCCCGAGACUGGAGAAAUGGUUGUUGCCAAUAGAAUUGACAGGGAAAUGUAUGCUUGGUUAAAUCUGACAGUCAGGGCUACUGAUUCUGGAAUACCACCUAGGUCCAGCUUGGCGGAAGUCUUUGUGCAAGUUCUCGAUGAAAAUGAUAAUAAUCCAUACUUCACAACAGAUACUAGCAACGUAACGGCAAUGGAGAAUUCAAAGAUUGGUACCGAAAUUGCUGUGAUAGAAGCUAAGGAUCCUGAUAGCGGUGAUUACGGAAAGAUCACGUAUCUUCUUGAUCGAAUGUCUUCACAGGGAAAAUUUGCUAUAAAUCCGGAAACUGGUGCAUUGACUGUAGCUGACAAUCUUGAUUGGGAAACUAGAAGUUCCUAUGUUUUAGUGAUAGAAGCGUGGGACAAUUAUCAAUUUGGAUACACGGCUGGAGAAUCAAGAAAUGCUUUCAAGCAGAUUGAAGUCUUAGUGGUAGACGUGAAUGACAAUUCACCAAUGAUCGAAGCACCAAAUGGAUGUGUAAGCAUAUCUGAGUUUCAUGAUAUUCGGGACGUCAUUGCCAUUAUCAAGAUCAAAGACGCCGAUGACCCAACGACUCCAAAUGGUCGUGCAAUGCUUAGAAUAUUAUCAGGGAAUGAAUUAGGAUUCUUUAUGCUUGAACAAACUGAUUACUGGACUGCUAGAGUUCAGGCAGUGCGAUCCUUGAAAGGUCAUUUUGGAAAUUACUCGUUGCAUCUUGAGGCGCGUGACCUUGGAACUCCAUCGAAUAAAGAUAAUGCAAUUUUGGAUAUAUGUGUCACGGAUUACAAUGAUAAUCCUCCUAUAUUCAUCAGUCCACAACAUAACACGACAAUUCGUGUGGCAGAGAACGUGACAGUUGGCACGCCUAUCAUUGAAGUAGAAGCAGAAGAUGCUGAUAUGGGAGCAAAUGGGGAAGUGCGUUACCGUUUAAAACAAGAUCUUGCUGGUCAUUGGAGAACGUUUCAAAUUGACGAGAAAAUUGGGACAAUCAGUUUGAAAUUACCUUUAGACAGGGAAACUCAAAAAUUAUAUGAGAUAAGAGUGGAAGCUUACGAUUUGGGAACACCGACUCCACUAAGUUCAGAUUUGGAUUUAAUGAUAUAUGUCCGGAAUAUAAAUGAUUACGAGCCCCAAUUCUUGAUCGAUGUUUUCGACGUGGUUUUUACCGAAGAGCAACCACCUGGAUCAGAAGUUGUGACGGUUCCAGAGACUAUCGACAGGGACGAAGUCGAUGACUUGGAUGAUCCUCCAACUCAAGUUUGUUAUUUCAUCGUUGGUGGAAAUGAUGACGGAAUGUUUGCCUUGGAUAUUUUGACGCACGAGCUCAGCCCUGCCAAGACUCUUGACAGAGAACAACAGGAGGAACACUUGCUACUUAUCAAGGCAACUGAAGACUGUAACACUGUACCUGCCAAUGAGAGUUUCUUUGAUGAAACUGAUGAUACCCUAUUAAAAGUCGUAAUCACUGUGGCUGAUAUUAAUGAUAACCCACCAAAGUUUAUCAGCAAGAUAUUCACGGGUGGCGUGACAACAGAGGCAGAUUUUGGAACUCAAUUUAUGAGUGUAAAGGCAAUAGAUAUGGAUGCAGGAGAUAAUGCAGCAGUCAGUUAUUAUCAAGUUGGAAUUAUUCAAAUGACCCUUUCCGAAGGGUUGGAUGAUAUUAGGAGUCAACCGUUCCUGGUGGACAGACUGACUGGUGCAGUUAGUUUGAAUUUCGAUCCACAACGAGGGAUGAAGGGUUACUUUGAUUUUAUGGUUUUGGCUAACGAUACUCAAGGACUGAAAGAUGUAGCUAGAGUAUUUAUUUAUUUAUUACGCGAGGAUCAGCGGGUUAGAUUCGUCCUACGUCAGCAUCCACCGGAAGUUCGAAAUAGGAUAGAAUCCUUCAGAGAAAUACUUGGAAAUGUCACUGGUGCGAUUGUUAAUGUAGAUGAAUAUAAGAUUCAUGAAAAUCACGAUGGUUCGGUUGAUCGUACAAGAACAGAUUUGUAUUUGCAUUUAAUAAACCGAGAAGACAAUUCCAUUUUGGAAGUGUCGGACGUUUUGGAGCUUGUUGACAGGAACAUUGAAAAAUUGGAUACUUUGUUCAAAGACUUUAACGUUUUGGAUACACAGCCAGCGCAAUCGCAACCGAUCGUUCAAUAUGAACAAGCUGGAACAACAUUUUGGCUCUUGGCAUUAACAUUAUUUCUUGGUGCUCUUUUGAUAUUGUGUAUAGCCUUAUGUUUGUCUCAAAGAGCAUCCUUUCAGCGACAGCUUAAAGCUGCUAACGCAUCUCCUUUCGGUGCUACAGAUUCCGAAUUUAUUCGUGGUCCAGGACGAGUUCCUAAUACGAAUAAGCACAGUAUGGAAGGCUCUAAUCCAAUUUGGAUGCACGCUUAUGAAAAUGAAUGGUUUAAAAACGACGAGUCGUUUAGCCAUACGUCCGAGAGAGAUUCUUUGGACGAAAACGCAUUGAACAACGAUGAAAUAUUGAAUGGAACAAAUACCAACGAAGAAACUACUGAUAACAAACCAUAUUAUAUUCAGCCAAGAACUUCCUCAAUUUCCAGUAGUUUGGAUAGUGCCACAGAUGAGCAAAAUGAUCUCAGCCGUAAAUCGCCACCCCAUCGUCUUCACAAUCCUGUAGUUAACAAUCCUUUGGGUAAAAAACUUGAGACUACGGAAUUGUAAGUGCUUCAUGAGGGAUGUAGAAUGUAAAUGUGACUUUAAAGGAAGUCUUGAAAAUUUUAUUUGGCAGCGAAACAGUUUUAUUUAUACGUAAUAAUCAGUGGUCGUAAAUACUGCGUGUAUCAAUAUAAUAUUCGUAUAUUUCGUACAGUGCAGCACGAGGAUGAUGGUAAACAAUACAUUGUUAUAAGAUACGUAUAACGGCGUAUAAAAUAACACAAUAAUUCCCAUAGUAGAUUUUGUAAAUAAUUAACACCUUUUACUAAGUAUUUAUUUAUUUACAAUUAAUUAAUUAUUAAGUUUCGUUGAUGAAUAAUUAUUUAUUGUCGCGUAUUAUUUCAUGUACUGAGUACAAUCGUAGACUAUAGGUACGUUAACACGAUACCCCAUAUGUCAGAUCAAAUAAUUACUAUAUGUUAUUGUUUAUUGUUAUACGCAGACGUAAUUGUCGUCUUUUAUCCAAGACGAGUAGCGAGAAGACUUGUAAAACAUCGAUUAUACGUUUAAGUGAUUUUUGUACAUCCUUUUGUAGAUAUUUUGUAGUUUCAUAAAGAACCUUUUAACACCUCAAUGGUGAA